Messenger RNA from Tarenaya hassleriana, 1017 nucleotides. RefSeq names its product CCG-binding protein 1. Gene Ontology annotation, cellular component: cytosol; nucleus. Bases 109 to 738 code for a protein of 209 amino acids. NCBI's taxonomy places the organism in Eukaryota, Viridiplantae, Streptophyta, Magnoliopsida, Brassicales, Cleomaceae. Gene Ontology annotation, biological process: pollen tube guidance. Gene Ontology annotation, molecular function: mediator complex binding. The transcript has 3 exons. The record is from RefSeq and is a predicted model, not a curated record.
ACUUCACUCUCUCCUAUGUCGUUCUUCUCUGUGAAUAUAUACAAGUGAAAUCACAUCGUCUUCUUCAAGCUACGUUUCUGGGUUUAAUCAUUUCUUGUUUUGGCAAAGAUGAUGCGAUCGGCGAUUCUUCGUUCGUUUCCUGUUCCUAUUGAAUCUAGUGGUAUCGUCAACGGCAAGGCUAAACUCGCGUCGCCGGCGAGAUGUUUUCCGGCGAGAUCCGCAUCGGAAAUACGGUGUUCGAGCACUAGACACGUGCCGAAGCUUGAACCCUUCAGUCGCGGGAAAUUGGAGCGUGUCCUUAGAGAUCCGCCAUUGAUCGAAAAGGUCGAGACCGAGCUCGCAGAUUAUUGUUCAACGCUUGAAGGAGACGAUUCCUACAGCUGUUGGAGAGCUUACUUUGAGCUUAAAGACCUUGAAAAAGAGAGCCCUAAGGAAGAAGUAGAAAAACUCAUCCUGCAAACCGGUGGCGUCAAAUCCCUUAUCGGGUGCGUCCACGGGAUCGCGACAAUGCAGAAGGAGAAGAAUACGAAGAACGGUUUCGGCCUAACGAAGCAAUCAGACACCGAGAAUGGCGGCAAAAUGCAUCUGCACGUCCCAGACGGAUUACCCAAGUCUAAAGUAGAGAUGGAGGAAGAAGAGAAGGCGAGGAUGCCGGAUUCCCCCUACACCAAAUUGCUCAGAACGAAAGGCAAGUUCCCCGCUUGGUUCUCCCCCACUCCCGACCACGAGACAGACUGAUGGCCAUGAGCGAAAAACCCUAGUAAGUUUACGUUCCUUGUUCGGCAAGUAACGAUUUCUGUAUAGAUUAGUGGUUUUGUUUUCUUGAAUUGGCUUGACGGUCUCUCCAGGGUUUUCACACGCGUUGUCCAUAAAAGCAUUGUAAUAUUUCAAUCCAAUUUCGUACUCUUGUAUACAAUUUCGUACACAACAUAACGAAUUUAGCUUCGAAAUACUUUUGGAUGGUUGUAAUGGCAUGUAAAUUUUUGGAUGAUCAAGAGCCAACCAUCUUCAUGUCUA